AUGAAUAAUUAUAAUUUCACGGAUAAAACAGAAAAAGUAAUUGCCAAUGCUAUACAAACUGCACGCGAUUACGCUCAUGUUCAAGUGGUCCCUGCUCAUUUAGCGUGCGCGUUAUUUGAUGAUUCCGAUGGUGAAUCGUUGAUCAAAAAUAUCAUUAAUAAAGCUGGUGGUGAUGCAACGAUCGCUGAAAGACAUUUUAAAAAAAUCUUGGCUAGGCUGCCAACGCAAGAUCCUGCACCAACAGAUUUAUCAUUAAGUCCUCAAGCUAAUAAAGUUAUAAGAGCUGCCCAUGAUAUUCAACAACGUCAAAAAGAUAGUUAUAUUUCUCAGGAUCAUCUAAUUUUGGCUUUGACAGAAGAUACACAAUCAUUACAAACAUUUAAAGAGGCUGGCAUUGAUAAAAAAAGUUUAGAAAGGGCUAUUAAUCAAGUCAGAGGAAAUCGAAGAGUGGAAUCAAAGAGUGGCGACGAAAAUUACGAGGCUCUAAGUAAAUAUGCCGUCGAUUUAAUUGCUCUAGCAAAAGACGGUAAACUCGAUCCCGUAAUUGGUAGAGAUGAUGAAAUUCGUCGCGUUAUUCGUGUCCUUGCCAGGCGAACAAAAAAUAAUCCGGUUUUAAUUGGAGAGCCAGGAGUCGGUAAAACCGCCAUAGUAGAGGGUCUUGCACAGCGUAUUGUACGAAAGGAUGUUCCACGAUCAUUAAAUGCCAGACUUUUCUCUUUGGAUAUGGGCGCUUUAGUCGCUGGUGCCAAGUACCGUGGUGAAUUUGAAGAACGUUUGAAAGCAGUUUUAAAAGAAGUAAAAGAAUCUGAAGAAGGCAUCAUCCUUUUCAUUGAUGAAAUUCAUUUGGUAUUAGGCGCUGGUAAAGCUGAAGGUUCAAUGGAUGCCGCAAAUCUACUUAAACCUAUGCUUGCCAGAGGUGAAUUACGUUGCAUUGGUGCUACCACUUUAGAUGAAUAUCGUAAACAUGUAGAAAAAGAUGCCGCGUUUGAAAGAAGAUUCCAACAAGUCUUAGUUGGUGAACCUUCGGUCAUUGACACGAUUAGUAUAUUACGUGGUCUAAAGGAUCGAUAUGAAACUCAUCAUGGUGUCAAGAUUACUGAUGCUGCCCUUGUCGCUGCUGCGCAAUUGUCUGCUCGAUAUAUUACCAAUCGAUUCUUGCCAGAUAAAGCCAUCGACUUGAUGGAUGAAGCUUGUGCAAAUACUCGUGUUCAACUUGAUUCUAGACCUGAAGUUAUUGAUCAAUUAGAACGACGUCAUUUACAACUAGAAGUCGAAGCUGCUGCAUUAGCAAAAGAAAAAGAUGAACCUAGUCAUCAACGUCUUAAGAAAGUUAAGGAAGAGAUGGCUGAUAUCCAAGAACAGUUGAGACCACUAAAAGCAAAAUAUGAUCAUGAUAAAAGUCGACUUGAUGAACUCAGAGCUCUUAAGCAAAAAUUAGAUGAGUUGAAAAAUAAGGCUGAUUAUGCAGAAAUGCGUGGUGACAUUGAACAAGCUGCUGAUCUCAGAUAUUACGCUAUUCCUGAAGUUGAACAACGUAUUGCUACUUUACAAUCUCAAAAAACUAAAGACGAUACCACAAAUCUUCUGACUGAAGUGGUUGGUCCUGAACAGAUUACAGACGUUGUCUCCCGGUGGACCGGUAUACCCGUUUCACGAUUAUCUAAAUCUCAAGCAGAGCGUCUACUCUCCCUUGCUGAAUCCCUUCACAAAAGAGUUGUUGGACAAGAUGAGGCUGUACAGGCGGUAGCCAAUGCUGUGUUGAGAAGUCGCGCUGGAUUGGCGCGCGAAAAUCAACCACUUGGAAGUUUUCUAUUCCUUGGUCCAACGGGUGUUGGUAAAACUGAACUCAGCAAGGCUCUUGCACAAGAACUUUUUGAUGAUGAAAAAUACAUAAUAAGGAUAGAUAUGUCAGAAUAUAUGGAAAGUCAUUCAGUUGCUCGCCUUAUUGGUGCACCUCCAGGAUAUGUUGGUCAUGAUGAAGGUGGUCAGCUCACUGAGGCAGUACGAAGACGUCCUUAUAGUGUAAUCUUAUUUGAUGAAGUAGAAAAAGCCCACGUUCAAGUUCUUAAUAUUUUACUGCAAGUUUUGGAUGACGGUCGCUUAACUGAUGGGCAAGGCAAACAUGUUGAUUUUAGUAACACUGUAAUUAUCUUGACAAGUAAUUUGGGAUACUUCCAUCUUCAAGGUUUAACUACGGACACUAUAACUAAUAGUAUUCGAGAGGCAGUCAUGAGUGAUGUUAAAAGACACUUUAGGCCUGAAUUUUUAAAUCGUCUGGACGACAUAAUCGUUUUUACACCUCUAGGACGCAAACAUAUCCGAAAAAUCGUUGAAGUUCAGUUGAAUGGGCUUAAUGCUCGUUUACAAGAACGACGAAUUAGUUUGAAUAUAGAUAAUAACGCUAAAGAAUGGCUGGCAGCAAAUGGUUACGACCCUGUUUAUGGUGCUCGUCCAUUGAAUCGGCUGAUUAAGCAUAAAAUUUUGAAUCCUUUAAGCAGGCUCUUAAUAGAUGGUGGAGUUCGAAACGGUGAAACGGCUUAUGUAACAACUACGGAUGAUGGUGCGGAUAUCAUGUUGAGAAGAAAUCAUGGAGUAGGCAGUUAUGAUAACGAAAUAGAAAUGGCUAUUGACCAAAAUGAAGAAGAGGAUAAUCAUCCACAAUUCACUACCACUGACCCAAACGCAAAGGAACUUCUUGGAAAUGCGAAAAAGCUACUUUCUGAAAAUCAGGUCAUUGCUAUACCGACAGAAACAGUUUAUGGCUUGGCUUCGAAUGCACUUUGUUCAGAAGCGAUUCAAAAAAUUUAUUUUGUAAAAAAUAGACCUUUGGAUAAUCCAUUAAUCGUUCAUAUUUCAUCAUUAAAAAUGUUAAAAGAAUAUUUAUUACCAGAUCAAACAGAAAUUCCUAAAAUUUAUGAAUCUGUUAUAAAAAAAUUUUGGCCUGGGCCUUUAACAAUACUUUUACCAAAACCUGAAUCAAUUCCUUUAGAAGUCACUUGCAACCAACCUACGGUUGCUGUACGAUUUCCUUCGCACCCAAUAGCUCGAGCUUUAAUAUCAACGUGUGGAUUUCCUUUAGCAGCCCCAUCGGCAAAUGCAUCGGGAAAGCCCUCACCAACUUUGGCAUCUCAUGUUUGGACAGAUUUAAACAAUAAGAUUCCAUUAAUAAUCGAUGGCGGACAAUGUAAUUUUGGCGUAGAAUCUACAGUUCUAGACGCGAUUAGCUCUAAGGAUCCAAUUAUAUUACGCCCUGGAGGUGUUACUUUUGAGGCGUUGGUUCAGAUUCCGGGGUUUGAAAAUCUAAGGGUUUAUAGUAAGGACUUUAUUGACAAGAAACUUGAAAUGGCACCUACAACUCCUGGAAUGAAAUAUCGUCAUUAUUCCCCUAAUGCUAAAGUUGUGUUAAUUGAUCUUGAUGGUGAUAGGAUUAAGGCAAAAACUAUAUUAAAAAGAGAAGUUCGGAGAAUUAAGAAUGAUGGAGCGAAAAAGAUCGGAAUUUUAGUAUUUACAGAUAAUAUAAAUAUACAAAAUGAUGUGCAGGAAUCUAAGCUUGAUUUAAAUACUAAUACAUUAAUAAAUGAUUUUGAUUUACCGAAUAACAAUAAUACUAUAGAAUAUUCAUUAGGUAGUUCAAUUCAUCCCGAACAAGUUGCUAAGGAACUAUUUAAGGGAUUAAGAUUUCUUGAUGAACGUAAAGUAGAUUAUAUAAUUGUAGAAGGAAUUCCUGAGAUGAAUGAAGGAUUGGCCGUAAUGAAUCGGUUAAGAAAGGCCGCUUCUACGAUCUUAAAAGAAUAA
Messenger RNA from Cetraspora pellucida, 3795 nucleotides. NCBI's taxonomy places the organism in Eukaryota, Fungi, Glomeromycota, Glomeromycetes, Diversisporales, Gigasporaceae. The record is from the annotation of a GenBank genome assembly.